GCAUGGUCAAAACUCAAAACCCUCGAAACAACUGAGAAAUCCGGGUGAACAGAGCGAGCCGCCGGCAACAAGAUGUGUGGAAUUGCUUUACUUGUCUCCGGCAUUCGCUUCGACUUAUCGGCUCUAAAUAUCGAUUCCGUGUCUUCACCCUCUAAAACCCAUCUGGUUUUUUCAUUAGAUGAUCUUAAAGCAGCUUUACAAAGACGAGGCCCCGACUGUUUGGGCUCCAAGAAGCUUCUUCUUCUUCAUUCAGACGCUUCAAAUUCUUUAAACUCUUGGGUUUCUUCUGUUCAUGAGGAAUCUCACGUGCUUGAAAACGGGUCAAAUAUUUCUGGAUGUUCUGCAGAACUUGUUUUUCUCGGUACUACCUUGCAGUUAAGGGGAGUAUCUCCUGGUAUUCAGCCAUUGGUAGAUUCUUUUGGGAUUCUUGUUUAUAAUGGUGAAAUAUUUGGGGGAAUCGAGGUUGGGAGUGACGACAAUGACACUGAAAUUCUUAUGCAAUCUCUGCGAAACUGCUGUUCCUGCUGUUCUCAGGAACAUAAGACAACAUGUGAUUUUACUGGGCAAGGGAAAGGUUCUGUUCCUGAUGUUCUUUCAGUUAUAAAAGGACCAUGGGCUAUCAUUUACUGGCAGGAAAGCUCGAAAACCCUGUGGUUUGGUCGAGAUGCAUUUGGUAGGCGAAGCCUUCUUGUUCACUGGCCAACUAUGGAUGAUCCUCGAUUUCUGCUUUCGUCUGUGUCACCGACUUCUUCCAGCCUACAAGAUUCAGAUUUUGAAGUUGAAAAUGGGACUAAUGGCAUCAAUUUUUGGGAAGAACUUUCGUGUGGGAUAUAUAGCAUGUCAGUAGAUGCUGCAAAAUCAGAUUGGAAAUUUCUUGGUGAUAUCAAGAAACAUGAGUGGACAAAUGCUAUGCUGAAAGAACUGAUUGAAUGGGAAAGAGUUUCAGUCAAACCUGAACCUGCACAGUUGAAGUUUUCCCUUUCUAGGACUCUAAGUGCUGAACUUGACAUCAAUUCAGCUUCUUCAGGGCCUAUUCAUGCUUCAGUUUCAGUGCUAGCGCAGAAUGUGCUGACAGCUUUGAGGGAAUCAAUGAUGCGGCGCAUAUCACUGCAUAAUAUUUAUCAGGCCCAAAAAGAAACUGUUCCUGUGGCUGUUCUCUUUUCUGGUGGAUUGGAUUCCAUGAUUAUUGCUGCAUUAUUGGAUCAAUGCCUAGAUCCUAAUUAUGAGAUUGAUCUCCUUAAUGUGAGCUUUGAUGGUGAAUCUGCUCCUGACAGAAUCAGCGCAGAAGCAGGAGUUAAGGAGCUUAGAAGGGUUGCACCCUUAAGAAGGUGGAGACUUGUUCAUAUCGAUGCUGAUUUAUCAAAGUUGACUUGGGAAACAAAGCGUGUCUUAUCACUCAUUAAUCCUGCAAAUACGUACAUGGACCUGAAUAUAGGAAUAGCCUUGUGGCUUGCUGCUCGUGGAGAAGGUUGGACGUGUGAAGAGCUUAAUCACGGGAUUGAUGAAGAUAAACAUGUUAAGUACACAUCGAGGGCCAGAAUUUUGCUUGUUGGCUCUGGUGCAGAUGAGCAAUGUGCUGGAUAUGGUCGGCACAAAACGAAGUAUAGGCAUGAAAGUUGGCUCGGGCUACAUGAGGAAAUGAAACUGGACAUGCAGAGAAUUUGGAAAAGAAAUCUAGGAAGAGAUGAUAGAUGUAUAGCUGAUAGCGGAAAGGAGGCAAGAUUUCCGUUCUUAGAUGAAGACGUUAUUAGGACACUUUUGGAUAUUCCUCUUUGGGAGGUUGCAGAUCUUGAUCAGCCAAGUGGAAAAGGUGAUAAGAAGAUUCUGAGAGAGGUAGCACAAAUGCUUGGUUUGCAUAAUGCUGCAAUUCUUCCCAAGAGAGCAAUUCAGUUCGGAUCAAGAAUUGCAAGGGAGUCGAACCGAAAGAACUUUGGAAGUAAUCGAGCAGCCAACCAGGCAUCUGCAGGAAGUGUAGUGAUUAACAUACCAUCUUACUUCAGUUGACGCUUGCGGGAUUUGAAGGUUGUUUCAGCCAGUUUAAGUACAGGAUUUCUUUCUCACUUCUCAGAGAGUAUCUAUGGUGAUGAUGGUGAUAACUUUGAUGAGGCAGCUGAUUCCGAUGCCAUCGGAAUCAAUGCAGGAUCCUUGUUAUUCACAUUCUUCUCAAAAUUAUGAAGCUGCCAUUUAUGCAGAAUUUGAGUGUGCGUGUCGGAUAUGAGUAUAUUUAACUCGAUCAUCUCCGAUUUCCGAUUCGUAUUUUGUGUCGGACGGGAACAUUUUUAGAAAAUUGAAUGCUAUGUUUAUGUUUAUGGUUCAA
Hibiscus syriacus is the source of this 2317-nucleotide messenger RNA. Its product is annotated as asparagine synthetase domain-containing protein 1-like. Gene Ontology annotation, molecular function: asparagine synthase (glutamine-hydrolyzing) activity. NCBI's taxonomy places the organism in Eukaryota, Viridiplantae, Streptophyta, Magnoliopsida, Malvales, Malvaceae. The record is from RefSeq and is a predicted model, not a curated record.